UUUCAAUACAGCUGGGGCCAAAAAUCAUCGGGGGGUAGUCUCUUAUUUCUUAUUUUUUUCUCAUUUUUUUUUUUUUCUUACAUAAAAUAUAUAUAUGGUUCAUAUGCGGUGUCAGCACCUGCAUUCAGAAGUUGUACACACUCAACGCUUAUGGAGAGCUUUUUUAUCCACUUGUCAAACUAGACCUGUUUCAAGUUUGGCCACACGAUCUUCCAAAGUGUCGAGCUUUUUGAACGAAAUUGACGCCUUGGAUCAACAAAAGAUGACAGCAAGACGUCGGAUUCCAGUGCAUGUGAGCAACGAAGUGAAUAAACAAUUACCUACGACCGACCUAUUCACACUUCAUGCUCAUUUACAAAACAAUGAAUACGAAGAAGCUUGGAAAUUACUCGAUAAAUCCGCUCGUGAUCUUACCCAUAUACCACACUCAACAGCCCAUUUACUUUUAACAUCACUGUAUACACAAAUUGAAACCAACCUGAGACGCUUACCACUUGACUUUGGAAAACUCCAACGAUUGUAUUUUGGGCGUCUAGAGACCUUGGCAGGACUCGUUCAUCAACGCCAUAUCCCUUUAUGGGAUAACCUCGAAUUUUGCAAGGUACUUGAAAUGUAUGGUGACCUGGAUCAAAUCAAACGUGCCGAAUCGAUCUUUCGUAACCUACCUCAUUACUGUAGUUCACCUGUCACCGUCGAACACUAUAAUACCUUAUUAUCUAUCCAUGUACGUCGAUUCAAACAUAUGGAUGAAAUCUCACAAAAGCGAAGUCUUUCCAAAUUAAAAACACUCGAAAUGGAAAUGACCCGUAAAGGUUUAAUCAAUACCACAUCCUACAAUAUGUUAUUAGCCGCUCAAGUCAAAUCCCAUCAUUUGCAGGCCGCUGAAAAGAUUUAUGAAAAAAUUCAGACACCCGAUCGAUCCACCUUUCAUAUUUUGUUGAACGGAUACUUAAAAGAGUCGAGAAAUACACGCGAAAAACAAUUGACAAACACUUGGAUGGAGAGAAUGUUGGAAUCGGGUAUCGUGCCUAAUAAAAAGACAUUUAUCUGUGUCCUGGACGGCUUAUCAGAUCAAGCUAUACGUCAUGCUAGAAUGAAGGAAACCCAUGACCUGAAAUCAACCAUCCAUUGUAUAUCCAAUCUUUACAAGGUCAUGUUACAAUUAGGACAUAAACCAGAUACACAAGUCGUCAACACCCUUUUAAAAUCCUAUACAGCUUCCAACCAAUCUCAACAAAUACAAGAUAUCAUGGCCACGCUGGAUCUACCCGAGAAAAAAUCGGGUUGUGGCAACUGUGGUUGUGGUUCUGCCAAGGCCAAGGAGGCAGCAGCCGCCGCCGCCGCCGAAGCAGCCGAAAAGAAAAAGAUUAAAAUCAAGCCAGACACAUAUACAUUUAAUAUGCUGAUCAAGUAUCAUUUAGACAACAACGCAUCCGAUCAAGCCUUUCAAAUGUAUGAUACCAUGGUGACACUCGAUUUUGAUCCAGAUACGGUCACCUAUGGUUGUUUCAUUCAUUAUUAUGCUGGACAAGGUCAAGUGGAGGAAGCCCUGAAAUAUUAUCAUGUCAUGCAACGAAAAGGCAUCCCAACCAACAAUUACAUUUACAAUACCUUAUUGAAUUGCUCUUUAAAAAACCCUCAACAAGCCAAUCUCAUCACCCCUCAUCUUCGACACAUGUUGGCUUCGGGUAAUGCUUCAUUAGACUCUGUCUCACACAAUAUCCUGUUAUCGAGACAUAAGAUAGAAGAGGACUCAAACGAUGGCAACCACAACGAUCCCACGGGUUUUGAUGGAUGGGCAAGUUUAAUUGAUUUUCACGCUACUUCAGGACCCCCUUCGACCCGUACCUAUAAUACGAUUCUUCAAUCUGCCGGUCCAUUCUAUAAAAGAUCAGUACCCAUGUUAGAUGCUAUGAUUCAAUCCCUGGACACUUCGAAUUUACAUCCGGAUGUUUACACGUUUGCGCUCAGUCUUCGUAAUGCAGCUUGGCAAGGCAACAUGAUUUCAGCCGAACGUAUCUUUAAAGAGAUGACGGAUUCGGGUAUUCAACCCAAUUUAUUUGUGUUCUCCCAUCUCAUUUAUGGAUAUGCCCGUUUAGGUAAGAUGGAUAAAGCAAGUGAUAUCCUGAGAGGCAUGUCGGUCGCUCCUUACAAUAUUUUACCUACGCCCAUCAAUUAUGCUCCAUUGAUCAAGGGAUAUGCGGAAAAUGCUGAAUUCGAAAAGGCUUUUACUUUAUUUCGUGACAUGUUGGAUAAAGGGAUCACGGCCGACCUCGUGAUUUAUACCAUCCUGGCUCAAGUGUUUUUAGAUUCGGGAAAUGAAAAAAGGGCCAUUGAGUUACUGGAAGGGAUUCGCAAAGGGGGUAUACCCGCCGAUGCAGCUUCUUUAACCUUAUUAGCUGAAGCCUAUGGACGUGAAGGGAAUACCAAACAACUGGAAAUGAUUUAUACACAAUUGAAAGAAAACAAAUGGAUGGAUGCCAAGGCAACCACCACACUCUUAAAGGCACACCAAAAGAAUCCAGCGAAUGCUUGGAAGUUAUGGAAUGAUUUAAAGAAAGAAGAACAUGCAUUCACAAUUUAUCAUUACAAUGCACUCUUGAGUUGUUUCUCAACCGAAACGAAAGCUUGGUAUCCUGUGUCUAAACUCGUUUACCAAGAACUCAAAGAGGAGGGACAUGUACAAGCCGAUGCGUAUACGUUUGAUUUAUUGGUAUGGGGAGCGUUUAGUGUAUCUGAUUUCGAAACGGUACGAGGAUUAUGGCAUGAUAUGAAGGAAGCUAAACCAGAGUUAAUUCGAAGUUAUUAUGCUAUCAUGACUGCCAUGGUAGAUAAUCGACAAUUAGAGACAGCAGAAAAAGUAUAUCGACAUUAUCAAACAUUACCAAACCCUCCACCCAAUUCAUCUACAGUUUGGGUUGAAAUGAUCAACACGUUGGCUAAAAAUCAUGGUUUCCUUUCCUUAUAAUUAAACCUCAAACCCUCCCCCCCCCCUUUUUUUCCCCCUUCUUUUAUCCCAUCCCCCCCACCACCACUCCAUUGUACAGCACCUCUUCUCACCAAUACACAUAACUUUUUUGUUGUAAUACAUAAUUUAAAAAUAAAAAAAUUUAAUACAUCUUUAUAAAU
Molecule: messenger RNA, 3129 nt
Organism: Mucor mucedo
Lineage: Eukaryota; Fungi; Mucoromycota; Mucoromycetes; Mucorales; Mucoraceae
Exons: 2
Coding region: 95-2968 (957 amino acids)
Molecular function (GO): protein binding
Source: RefSeq, a predicted model, not a curated record